AUGGUGGCGACUAGACGCAAAAGAGCCGAAACAAAAAAACUUUGGAGACUUGCGUGUAAAGCAUCACGUUUUAUUGCAAUACUGAACAAGCCAAAAAUGAAACGCGUGAGUAAUGCUUUUUUUUAAAUAACUUUCAUUAAUUAAUUGAUCGUUCAAUGUUUUUCAGUUCGAAGAAAUACCGAUUGAGGUGAGAAGUGUGAUUGUUGAUAAAAUGCGAGUCGAAGAUAGGUAAUUUUGAUAAUGAACAUUUGUUUUCUUAUUAAAAACAUUUUAUUGUAGAUGCCGAUUUGCUAGAUGCUCAAGAUUGUGUGAAAAUCUUGCGAAGAGCUCGAUUUUCUACAUGUAUGGAUUGGCUUUUUCUUCUCAAAAUUCAACAAAAUACACGAUUACGGUUCAACAUCAUCAAUAUGAACAAAGAGGUCUUCCAGCAAGUUUCAAUUCCAAAGAUUACAAAAUCGAAUUUGAACAACGAGGAAGGAAUAAACAUAUGAGAAUGUGAGUUCAUCUUUUUUAAUAUUCAUUCAAUUGAUAAUGAGAAGUUCGUCAAAACUAAUUGACAAAUAGAAAGUUUGCUCUAUUGCACAAUUACAAAAAAUCGAACAGAUUGUUCUAUUUCACAAAUACUUCAUUUUUGCGUACUUCUCCUGGAUUUCCCAUUCUAAAAUUUAUCAACUAUUUUAAGUGUCCUGAUAACUUAACCCUUCAUAUAAAAUUUUCAGCAAAACACCAAAUAAAACGUUGCUUUAUCCACUUCCCAAAAACACGAAUCUACUUGAAGCUGCAGUUGAAAAGUUCGAAAAACUUGUCAAUGACAAUGCAAAAUGCAUCAGGUUGUUGGAAAUUUGGGGUGACCAACUAAAUGGAAGACAAUUCAAUUUCAAUAAGAUAAUACAUUUGGAAACAUUAACAAUGGAAUAUUUGAAUCCGGCUCUUUUGAGAUCUAUUCAACGUCCGCUGAAAAAAUUGUAUCUUGGAGAGUCACCUGAAGAGGUUACUAUUGAUUCUCUCAAUUUGUUCAGCCAAGUGAGUGGCCUAGGCGUGUGCAAAAGAUUACAUUUUGAACAUUUUCUGGAUUAAUUUUGAAUGGCGAGGAAAAAUAUUUUUCUUUCCAAAUAUGAAAAAUCCGAAAAUGAGUUUUACAUUUCCAUAUGCUACUAUAUUUAUGUAUGUUUAUGAUUAUUUCGGUUUACAGAUAAAUCAAGUACAGACUUUGUUGGUUGGAAGUGUGAAUUUUACAUUCGAACAAGUUUUACAAUUAACUGCUGACAGAAUCACAGUAUUAAUUGAAGAGUGGAAUGCCCAAGAUAUUUUCAAUCUACUCAUACACUGGAAAAAUCACAAUGAUCCACGAAAAAGAUCGUUUUCCUUAGCAGUUCGAAGAUGUGCUGUUCAAAUGAACCGACAAUUGAUUUCAUUGUUGAAUCUGCGAAUUGAAAAUCAGAACACGUAAGUACAACACUUCAACUUUUAUAAUUUCCAUCGAAUACGCUUUUAGCGCUCGUGUUCGACUUUGCGCUGGAAGUUUCGAUGGCAAAUCUGCGAAAUUGCAAUUUCUUGGCGACGGCAUAUUUUUUGCGUAUCCUUAUGACGCAUAUGACCUAGUUCGCGAUGAAGAUUUUCCACAUGUCGAUUUUGUUCGCGUCAUCUAA
Molecule: messenger RNA, 1649 nt
Organism: Caenorhabditis angaria
Lineage: Eukaryota; Metazoa; Nematoda; Chromadorea; Rhabditida; Rhabditidae
Source: the annotation of a GenBank genome assembly